CGCAUUGGAUCCCACAGCCUACUGCGAGACUCCGGUCUACAACCCGGAUCUCUGCCCCAACAUGAUCGCGGCCCAGGCUAAACUGGUGUAUCAUCUGAACAAGUACUACAACGAGAAAUGCCAAGCCAGGAAAGCGGCCAUCGCGAAAACUAUCCGAGAAGUCUGCAAAGUGGUCUCGGACGUGCUGAAGGAAGUGGAAGUACAGGAGCCGCGCUUCAUCAGCUCCUUGAACGAGAUGGACAACCGCUACGAGGGCCUGGAGGUCAUCUCGCCCACCGAGUUCGAGGUGGUCCUUUAUCUGAACCAGAUGGGCGUCUUCAACUUCGUGGACGACGGCUCCUUGCCCGGCUGCGCGGUGCUCAAGCUGAGCGACGGGCGCAAGAGGAGCAUGUCCCUCUGGGUGGAGUUCAUCACGGCCUCGGGCUACCUCUCGGCGCGGAAGAUCCGCUCGCGGUUUCAGACUCUGGUGGCGCAAGCCGUGGACAAGUGCAGCUACAGGGACGUGGUGAAAAUGGUGGCGGACACCAGCGAGGUGAAGCUGCGCAUCCGGGACAGAUACGUGGUGCAGAUCACGCCGGCGUUCAAGUGCACCGGGAUCUGGCCCCGCAGCGCUGCCCACUGGCCCCUGCCCCACAUCCCCUGGCCGGGACCCAACCGCGUGGCCGAGGUCAAGGCCGAGGGCUUCAACCUCCUGUCCAAGGAGUGCCACUCGCUGGCGGGGAAGCAGAGCUCGGCCGAGAGCGACGCCUGGGUCUUGCAGUUCGCCGAAGCCGAGAACAGGCUGCAGAUGGGCGGCUGCCGAAAGAAAUGCCUCUCGAUUCUCAAAACGCUGCGCGAUCGGCACCUGGAGCUGCCCGGGCAGCCGCUCAACAAUUACCACAUGAAGACUCUGGUUUCGUACGAAUGCGAGAAGCAUCCCCGCGAGUCGGACUGGGACGAGUCUUGCCUGGGCGAUCGGCUCAACGGGAUUUUGCUGCAGCUCAUCUCUUGCCUCCAGUGCCGGCGAUGCCCGCAUUACUUCUUGCCCAACUUAGACCUCUUUCAGGGCAAGCCCCACUCGGCCCUAGAAAAUGCCGCCAAGCAAACGUGGCGGCUGGCUAGAGAAAUACUCACCAACCCCAAAAGUUUGGAAAAACUUUAG
This is a messenger RNA of Varanus komodoensis (Komodo dragon), 1141 nucleotides long. It is a transcript of the gene MAB21L1, whose product is annotated as mab-21 like 1. The coding region runs from base 62 to 1141 and encodes 359 amino acids. NCBI's taxonomy places the organism in Eukaryota, Metazoa, Chordata, Lepidosauria, Squamata, Varanidae. The transcript has a single exon. The record is from RefSeq and is a predicted model, not a curated record.